AUGAAGAUCUUAAAAAGUCUUCAAAAUACAUUUGAAAAAUAUGAUGAAAUUGCAACAAAAAUUGACAGCCUUAAAAAGCAAAAAGAUGAAAAAAGUAAGGCGUCCGGAGGGACGCCGUCCGACAGUCAGCCUGAGAUUGAGAGGCAAAUUAGGCAAGAAAAAUUGAAGCUUGAUGAAAUCGUAAAAAAGCGUGAACAGCAAAUUAAAGAGCUUAAUGAUGCUUUAAGUGAGCCUAAAAAGCAAAUUGAGUCUCUGAUUUCCAAGCUUCAGAUAAGUGUUACUGGCCUUCAAAAGGAAAUUGAAGCAGAGCGUCAAAAGCAAAUUAAAGAGCUUCAAUAUAAGGGAUAUAAAGAUGAUGAAGCAAAAAAAUAUGUCUCCAUUCCCUCCCAUCUUUCUCAUCCUCUUGAAACUGAGCAGGCUAAAUUGAAGUCUCACAAGGCUUCGUUGGAGUCUCUUAAAAAUCUUGAUAAGCUUAUUACAUUUCAUCAGAAUGUUCAAUCUAAAAAAGGUGAUGAAUGUAAAGAUAUUUUAAGCAAUCUGUGUACAGGUCUCCAAACAUUCUUAGGUUUCAAUUCAACUUCCAAAGGCUACGAUGGCACUGGCAUCGUGUACUCCGACCUUGACAGGCUCUGCGACGGGGUGAUGGCGUUCUUGCAUUCCGUGCUUAAAGAUGUCUACAAUAAACAGCCUUACCAAGUAGGCAGGGACAUGUUAAAUAAUGUAGUUGAGAGCCUUAGAAAUGCUUUGUGUUCAGGUCAUAAUGGUUUUAAGAGUGUCAUUGACCAGGUGGCGCAGGGCGUCGGGGGGUAUAAUAGGGAAGUAAGGGAGAGUAAUGAGAGGGUGAAGGUAAUUAUAAACAAGAUGUCCGAGCACAUGACGACGCUUAGAAAAGAGGUAAGUAAGCAUUUAGAAUAUCAUGCUGAUUCAGAUAAUUUGGAUGAAGUCAAGAGGGCUGCGGAGAAGGCCAGCGAAUUGGUGAACGAGUACGCCCAGAAGGGCGGCAAUUUCAAGAACGGUUUCGAUAAUGUAACAAAAAACUCAUGGAACGCAGGUGUUACAGUUAAACCGAAAGAAGAAUUUAUGGACUUAAAUCCUGCAUUAAAAUUAAAAAUCGAGACGGCGAGAGACAAUACUGUGCAUGAAGCUGAGAGGCUGAGAGAGCUGUCGAAGAAGGAGAGAGAGAACUUAGAUGCGAUGACAGGGAAAAUCAGUGAUGCGUUGCGCUCGCUCAAAAGGUGCGUGAAUGAAAGAAUUAUGAAAGAUGUUAAUAAGCUUGUCGAGGAUUUGAAUAAAAAGGUUUCAGAGAUCUUGAAAUUGCUUAGAGAAGUUGAGAAUAGUUUGAGAGAAUAUAUUGAGCAGUUGCAAGAGUGGAUUAAAGAUGCCGAUGAUAUCGUUGGUGACGCAAUGGGGAACGUGACAAAAAUCGAGAAUGGAAAUGUCGGCAUGGUAAACAAACAAAACAUCGAAAGCGCAGGAAAGGAAAUAGAGACGCGGAAAACGGCGCUGGAUGAGUAUAUUACUAGCAUGAGAGAGCAAAGUAAAGCAAAGAUUACCGCGGCGAAAGGGACAGAAGUUAAAGCAUUAGAAACUUGGAAAAACGCCGCGACCGUUGUGAUCGGAAAGGCGCAGGGGAAGUGUGAAGCAAUAUUGUUGAAGUCUGACAUAAAUGAUCUUAAAAAUGGACAGAAUGUUGUAAUUAAAAAGCAAGCUGACGCACUGCAGAAAAAAGCCAAUGACCUUUUGAACGCUUACAGCCAGGCGCAUGGGAAAGUUGGCGAUUUGGUAAGUCAAGUAAAAGGAGCCAUUGGAGAUUUGGAAACCGGCAUGAAAGAGGAUUUGGUGAGAAUCAGAGAUACAAUUGUGCAGAAGAUGAAGAACCAUGUUGGCGGGAUGCUUGCGCAGAUUCAGGGGGAGGUGAAGAAGAUUAAGGGGGAGGGAGAUACAGGGUUGGAGGGGAUAAAGGAGAAAGUGAAGGUGUGGGCGGAGAAGUUCAAGAACCAGGACCAAUUUGGGGAAACAGUCAAGAGCUGGAGUGAUGAGAUUGUGGAAAAACUUGGCGGCGCGAGUGGAUUGAGAUCGUAUCUGUUGAACAAUGGGCAAACUCCGAGCAGCGUUACUGCUGCCGUUAGGAAGUUACAGGAGGCUGUCAAGGGAGAGAUUCCAUCUCAGCUUAAGAGCGAAGUUGUAGAUACAGCUGCUAAUGCGUUUGGAAGUGUGUCCUCUACCGACACAAUUGUUGUUAAUCUAACCGGUGUAAAAAAUGUUUGCACGCAGUUUGCGGACUCCCUUGAGAAACAAAUGAAUGGGAAAGUGAGAGGGAUUGCAGCGGCGCUGAAAGGAAGUGCAAUACGUGAUUUGGGAAUCCCCCAACGUGGUGACAAUUACGAGACUGACCUCAGAGCAGCCAUCGAACGCAUCCUACACGCACUCGCUGCCAACGCAAAGAACCUCGCCGCCGAAAUCGAUUCACUGCUCCUCAAGGACAAGGGUGGCAGGGGCAGCGAGCAAAACAUCGCCAAAAUCUUGGACAAAAUCACGGGGGUUGCUGAUAGCCUUCACAGUGAUCUCGGAGCGGCGUAUAAACAAACCAGCAAAAGUGACCUCACACCCUCAGGCUCUGGUCCCGGCGCCACCCUCGACGAAAAGGUCAAGCAUAUUAAGACGGAAGUCAACAAGUCAUUUAAUAAUGGUAACAUAAUCGUCGAUGACGUCAUGACCUCUUACAAAGGUAAGAAAGAAAACACCGGGAGCGGUGACCAUAAAUAUCACAAGUUGCUCCAAAACGACAUCCCAACCGCGAUGGACGCUUUCAAGACUCAUGUCGACAAUGGUAAUAACGGUGCCAUCGUCACAACAAAAGCCUUAGUCGAAGGGUGGGCAGGCAAAAUCACCUCCGAGCUCCAGGCCAUCGCCCACUUCGUCGAUAAGAGCAAGACUCCGCCACCGUCGCUGGGACUUCCGGUUGAAAAUGGCAUACAAGACUGGUUAACUAUGUUGAGAGAGAAGGGGCUUAAAAGUGAGGAAACAUGGACACCAGUUACCGAUCAGACUUCCAAAGGCCUCAUGAGGAUCAAGGCGGAGAUUGACACAGCGCUCGACGGUAUCGAUAACCACUUCUCUGGAUUGAAUGUGGGCGUAACCACAGAUGCCCUCCAAAAGUUGUCUGACAGUAUUAAAUCCAAUCUCCAAGCAUUAAAAGAUGCCUUGACAAAAGCCGGUAAAAAGGUCAACCAGCAAUUGAGUGAGCACAAGACUAAGAUCGGCAGGACCUAUUUCGGUGACACUGUUAAGAAUGGAACUCUGCAAAAAAUCCACGAUCAACUAGAAGAGCUGCUAAAUGGCUCCUUGACAAAGGUCAUACAGGCGGCCGAAGAGUUUCCCAAGCAAGCCAACGAUUUGCGUAAUAAAACCAUCAGUGCACUGGACAGACACGUAGAGCAGCAAGCUGACUCCGCCCGAGACCAACUCAUCACCCUUGCCAACAAAAAUUACGUGACGUCAGUCAAAGAGAUGCUGAAUGCAUUUGCUAGCAGAGUUGAAAAGAUACUGCAGCCUCUGCCAACAGCCAUCGACACCGACCGAAAGGAGGGCUUUAAGGGGUUUAUGAGAACAUUUCAAGGCAGAAUUGACGGAAAUAAUACGACGCAGGAUAAUAUUAAUUUGCUCAACGAUCUUGCAGGUCAGCCAUCUGACAAAGCUGAGGAGAAAGCAAAACUCUUCAAAAUUCUGUCUGAGAAAUUCCGAGACUUUUGGCAGCCACUCUACAAAUAUCUCAACGAAGAAAUCAAGAGAAUACAUGAGCAGGAAAAUAAGAAGAAAAACCCUGUGCCGACCGGGAAGGAAGAGUUGUACACCCCUAAACUUGAGUCAGUCGAUUACGAACUUAACACGCUACUUAACUACACUACUGGCGUAAAACGGUACGACCACAAGGUGCCUGAGUACCUUGAAGGACUGGCGGAAGCAGUCAGCUAUCUAGGCCCGGAUUCAUCUUUCGAGCCAACCACCCCACUCCUAGGCUCUAUUGGCAACGGCCUCCAGAAUUUUGUUGCCGAACUCAAGCUGGCGUAUAUAUCAAAGUAUGAUGCUGCAGCCCCAAUCUCCAAUUGGGUGACGGAGGGUGAAAAAUCAGCAGUAACUAAGGAUGGCAAAAAUUGCGCCAAAAGUUUCCUUACACUGCUGUCUACUCUGAAGGGUUCGUUAAGUAUAUUGAAACGUAACUGCAAGGCCCUCAGUGGACAGCAAAUAAAUUCGUCCACUGAUCUUGGGAAGUUGUUGGUUGGCCAAGGCUACAAUGUUUCCGGGCAAGGCCAACAAAAUGGCGAAUUACAAGAUAAAGCUGAUAUGAAGGGUGAGCGUAUUACUGCAAUGCUUAUCAGGAUCGUGGACGGAACCGACGGCAAUACGCACCUAAAAACGUGUAUAGAUGAGAAUAUUGCGGAAGAAGAGACCACGAAAGGGAAGACAAAAUCACGAUUCAAUUUAUUGGAUAUCGUUGCCUGCCUCUUCAGACAUAUCGAACAGUACAAUGAAGUUUGCCACUACGCAACUUCUUUUUCCAAGAAACAACCGUGCAGUGUUAAUGAAAUGCUUUCUUGGUUCUCAGGUCUGCCGUAUAACGCUGUGUAUUCCACUCUAUUACGUGACGGUUUCACUAGCCUCCUGCAGAAGCCUAAGCCCAAAACCAUACAGGGCGGCGACGAAUUUGAAGUAGAAUUAGAUGAUCUGAAUUCCUACUACCUAGAUGCAUACCCAAAUAAGUUCACAUAUAAAAAUAUAAACACAGCGCUCGAUCACAUAUGUUCUCAAUCAUAUAAUGUUCUCGUUGGCAUUGCUGGUCACGGCGAUGCAUACACCAUCUAUGGUAGUGACCACUGCAACAAUUCUUUUAAUUUACAUUAUCCUUCCAAUGCAUCACAGUGCCGUGAUAUGAUUGUAGAUCUUCUCCGCCGACUUUUACCACCGCUCACGUAUUUGUUCAACCGAUGUAAUGUUCCACCUGAGCACUACGGCUGGCGGGAGUGUCGGUACGGCAGGGACAUUCCCACCACCAAAUCGCACUGUAACGAACAAUCAACUGACCAAUCAACGUGCCAACCUAGAAUGCAACCUACGUGCCAACCAAAUUGUCAACCAACGUGUCAGCCAAAGUGUCAACCUAGCUGCCAGCCAACGUCACCAUUAAUGUCCUACUUAAAUGACUGCCUAACGGGUCACUUACCACAUCACUUAAUUAGUGUCGGAUGUACAUCCAAAUGUUCCACUUGCCCCGGUGGUAAGCCAGGUAUGCCGUGUCUCACGCCGCUUGGUUUUAAGGGUUUCUCAGGAAGUAUACGUACGGGUAAAGAGCUGUACGAAACUAUUAAGUUUUUCCUCGGUACCGGUCUAAUCUCAACCCUAUUCGGCUUGGCGCCUAGGCCGCCGAAGACACUGCCUGAACACUUCAGUUUCGUAAUGCAACAUUUCGGUAAUUGGCAGAAGGUUUUCUCAGGAAACAAACAUGCUCUGCAAUUUGCAUUUGAAGGCUCGAUGGACAAGCUGUCUAUACAUCAAGUCACCGAUGCCAAUGAACUUUGUGAUGCAUUUAGAGCCAUUUACGGAUCCAAAGAUAAGGACCCCGGAUACGAUUCAGCCCACCCAGAUGCCAACCACGUUGACAUGUUCAGCCUGUGCCUACCUAAGUAUAAGAACCGCUGCUCUAGUGAAACCCAUUGUGCGCCUUACCUUAAUUCCUUGUCUCACGAUGCGUAUUAUUACUUACCUCACAAGCACUCUAACACAUACCUCUCCUGGGCCAUAUACCUCCCAUGGACGUUCUGGGAUCUACUAAACAAUUUAUAUAACGCUUUCUGUGAAAUCACUUGUGCAGAUUGGGGAUGCAGAGGAUGUCUCAGAGGGGAGAAGUGCAGGAGUGGCAAGCAUGGCGUCAUUGAGGAUGAGAAGAAAGAUGUUACCUGUCAGUGUGAUUCCAUAGUGAAAUGCAGAGGCGUGGCACCGACGCUCUACCAGUACGGAUUCAGCUUCGGCGAGGCGUCGACGUUGAAUGGUGGUAGCACAGCGAAAAAGUGUAAGGAUUUCUGCAGUCAAUUGAAGAAAGUGCUGCAGUCACAGUACUUCAAGGAUUUGUUCAAGGAGUGUGAUGAAUUCUUGAAACAGAUCAGAUGGCCAUUUAUGCUAACGUUAUUAGCCCUCUGGUCGCUGUCGCUCCUGUACCUGCUGCACAUCGCCGUCGUCCGCCUCGACGUCCUGAGGAUACGCUCGCACCUAAAAUCACCCGCAAGCCACCGCAUCGCCGCGCAGUCCCUCCUCGCCGCCGCACGCGUCAAGGCACUCGCCAACGUCAAGGGGAAAGCCUUGGGGGAUAUUGAGGAGAGGCAGAAGACACUUAAGGAUCUUCAAGGUAAGCUUGAAGGUUUCAUUGGAAAAGAGAAGGAUAAUCCUGCAACAGAAAUACUAAAAAACCUCACUGACGGUUUAGAAAACUUCCUAGGCUUCAAUCCAUCUUCCAAAGGCUACGAUGGCUCCGGCAUCGUGUACUCUGACCUUGACAGGCUCUGCGACGGGGUGAUGGCGUUCUUGCAUUCCGUGCUUAAAGAUGUCCAUGAUAAACAGCAUUACAAUGUUGGUAAACAAGGCUUAGAAAAUGUUGUUAGUAAGCUUAAUGAUGCUUUGUGUUCAGGUCAUAAGGGUUUUAAGAGAGUCAUUGCCGAGGUGGCCGCCGGUGUCGGGGGGUAUAAUGAAGCUCUUAAAAAUUCAAAUUAUGAAAUUGAAACGGUUAUAAAUAACAUGAGUGCUGAGGUUGGAAAGACCUUGACAAAAAAGUUGAAUACUAUAAAAGAGAAGACUACUGAGGAGUCUGACGUUAAGAGAGCCUUCGACUUGGCCAACGAGUAUGCUCAGAAAGGUGACGAUUUCAAGAAAGGUUUUCGUGUAAGAGUUGGCAGCAAGUAUGAACAUAAACAACAAUAUACAGACUUAAAUUACGAAUUACGGGAUAAAAUAGACAACGCAAAAAAUAACAUUUCGCAAGAAGCCAGUAGGCUCCGGACGUUGUCGAGCAAGGAGGACAGUGAUCGGAAGGAGAUGAUCAAAAGCAUUACUGAGACGUUGAAUGGUAUUAAAAAGCAUGUCGUCUGGAGAAUUGGUGAGGAAGUAAAUAAGCUUGUUAAGCAGCUGAAGGAUAAAGUUGAGGCCGUUAAAAAGGAGUUGGAGAAAAUCAAUAAAACAUUGAUCAGCUAUAUUGAGAAAUUGCAACAGUGGAUUAAGAAUGCGGACAAAACCGUGGGUGACGCGGAAAUGAAGGUAAAUGACUUCAUAAAUAAGGAUGUUGGAUCUACUCAUAAAAAUGAGAUAGACCGCAUUGCAAGGUCAUUGGACGGUUGGGGAGACGUGCUUGAGAAAUAUUGGAAUGACCUUAAGGAGUUGACUCAAGAAGUUGAUGCGAAGAUGAAGGCGCUUGCAGGGGAGUUUAAGGAUAUCCAAGAUGAAACUAAUAAAAAUAUUAAAGGGAUUUUGGAGCAUGUUAGAGGGAAGGCUUAUACAAUUAAAGAGAAGGUUGCAAUGCAAAGCCUCCAAAGUAGUAUAUAUUAUGAGUGGGAUAAUCUUAAGAUUCAAGUUAAAACUCAGACUGAUAAGAUGUCGAAUGAGGAGCAUGGGACGGAUCCUGGCUGUGUUGAUUCUAUCGAAAGCGGCAUCGGGAAUUACGGUGCGCAUUUCAAUGAGAAAUUCAAAGCGGCGAUAGGGACUAUGGUUCAAGGAAUGGUGUAUGAAUCGGAGGGAGCUGUGAGCAAUCAAAUUCAUGAGUAUUAUAAUCUGUAUAGAACUGCAUUAAACGGUAAAAAGGCGGAAAAUAUUAAGAAAGCCAUUCAUAAUCAGUUGACUGAUACCAUUGCUGCCGCUGCACAGCAGACUAGGAUCCAAUACGAAGGUGCCUUAAAAGUCACUCUGAGCAGUAUUCAAGAAUAUUUGACAAUGUUCGCUACGGCGGUUGAUCCAGGAAAGGCUGAGAGCAUUGCCGGAAAGGUUUUGAGUGAUGAAGCGCUGAGUGGUCCACCUUCAGCCAAACCUUAUGUAACAAGAGCCCUAAAAACCAUUUUACUCGCUGUGCGCUCUUCAGUCGAGCGGGUCAUGGGGGAGCUGAAGUUGUUCACUUCGGAUGACAGCAAUCCCAAGUACAAGCUAGGCGAAAACGUGGACACUAUUAUUACAUGCGUUGAUGAAAUUAAAAAGCAGCUUGACGAAACCUCAGACCAGUACUCCAGUGGCCAUGGAAAGCAGAUCGAUGACGCGUUGGCAAAAGUGACUCCCACAAUUACAGGUCUCCACGACCACCUCACCGCGGCGACUGCGGAUUCCAACAAUCACGCCCAAGCCCUGGAUAAGGCGAUCGAGAAAGUCACCGACAAGUCUAACGAUCCAAGCGUCAAACAAGCCGGAGAGAACCUCGACAAAUUGGCUGCCAAUAUAACGAGUAACCUUAAUAGCCUAAUGAGUGAGGUUUCUCGCGUGGCCAAUGAGGUUAACCUACAAUUGAUAGCUUUUAAGAAAAACAAAAUUGGCAGGGUCGACAGAGGCACGCCUGUUGCUGAAAGCCUUCAAGAUAUUCACAAUAAACUCAGUGCGCUGCAAAAGGGCCCGCUUGUUAAGGCAAUCGGGGACACUGAAGUAUUUCUGGGUUUUGCUACCGAACAAGGCACUUCAACCAUAAAAACCCUUACAGACCACGUCAACCAGGAAGUCCAAAAUACGCAAGAUACGCUGACUAGCCAGGUCCGGCGUAACUAUGUUGCGUCCGUCAAGCGAAUACUCGAGGCAUUCGCCUUCAGAGUUGAAAAGGAGCUGCAAGAUUUACCUAAGCAAAUUGACAAAGACCGUCGGGAGGGCUUCAAGGGUUUUAUGAGAACCUUUGAAGGCAGAAUUGACGGAAAUAAUACGACGGAGGAAAACAUUAAAACGCUCAAAGAUCUUGCAGAUCAGCAAGCUGACUCAGCUGAGCAGAAAGCAAAACUCUUCAAAACUUUAUCUGCAGAAUUCCAAAAAUGGUACAAUCACAUCAACACGUAUCUUGUCAAUGAGACUAAAAGGGAACACAGAGAAAAUAUGCAAAAGAGAAAUCCUCCAGUGAAUGACAAAAGGAAUCCACAUCCCUGUGUAGAGCACCUCAGCACUCUGAAAAGCAAAUUAGACGCUUUACUCACUCACCUUAAUGAUCUUGAUAAUUCGAAUAGAAAAUACAUUUUCAACAAUGAAUUUGUCCAAUUACGUGACUCACUUGCUAGCUCACUUAGCACCUUUAAGCCGUCCCAGUUCUCGGGCAUUUUCGGCGCUGAGUUAAUGGAUGCGCUGAAUGGCGGACUGAACUCCCUCGUUGGAGAGUUGCAUAAGGCGUACGUUAAUGCAUAUGACGGGCAUCCUAAGCAAAUAAAUUUAAGUAAAUUGCUGCAAGAUAAACCACAAAAGGAUGCUGCUACACCAGCCGAAAAGGUGCUCACCCCGGACGGCGAAAAUAUGUCUAAGGUGUUCUUGUCCAUACUGGAGAUCAUGAGUGAGGACCUUACGUAUUUGAAACAAAAAUCCAUUGCGAAAUGGUCUACAAGUAGAAUAUAUUGCGGUAGCAGUCUAGGUACAUUUUUGAGCAAUUGCGGCUACAUUGUCCCCAAGAAUGAGAGAUCUCAAGAUGGCGAAUUGAGGUAUAAUAAGCAGUGCGACGGUAAAUACAUUUAUGAUACACUUCUUAUUGGCGAUUUCCCUUGUCUUUUCGACACGGAUAAAAAUGCUAAACGUGCAUUCGAAACUGUUUACGAAUAUCUCCAAGCGUAUUACGUUGUGUGCCACGUCGCCACUUCCUUCUCCAAGAAGCGUCCGUGUUCCAUUUACGAGAUGCUUGCCUGGUGUACCAGUCUGCUACAUAAUCCCGUGUAUAUCGAUUUGACAACAAAUGACUUCAGUCACCUGUUCGACAAGCCGAAGAAGAAGGAAGCGAACAGCAUUGACUUCGAUGGCAUAUCCCUUGAAGAGCCAAGCAGCCUAUCGUUAUCAGCGUAUCCACAAAAGAUCGCGCAGAGUGAUAUACAUCUUGCAAUAAUACAUGUCACGUCCCUUGCUCCAGUGAUCCUGACUACCAUCGCCGGCUACGGCGACGAGUUCACCACAUAUGCUGUUGACUACCAUAGUAACGCCCUUAAUUUCACUUACCCCUCAUCGGCCGGGGAGUGUCUCAACAUGUUGCUUGAAUAUCUCCGUAGAAUGUUCCCUGUAUUUAGAUUUUUGCAUCAUCAGUGUAACAAUUUGGUGUCCGAGCACGGCUGGUACAGCUGCAAGUACGGCAAAGAUGUCAAGUCAGCCAAGUGGCCGUGUAGUGACCACUCAAACAGCAAACCAAAUUGCCAGGCAAUGUGCCAACCAAAUUGCCAACCAAAUAGUAAACCAAACUGUCAACCAACUUCGCCUUUAAUGUCCUAUCUAAAUGAUUGCCUGCCAGGGCAUCUGCCGCACCAACUGGUGUCAGUUGGUUGCAAAUCUAUAUGUAGCACUUGUCCCAGAAGUAAGCCCGGGAUGCCAUGUUUAACGCCACUUGGGUUCCGAGGUUUCUCAGGAAGCACAAAGACAGGCAAAGACUUAUGCAAAGUGCUGACCAACUUCUUUGGUAACGGUGUAACUUCACCCCUGCUCUCCGUUGCACCCAAACCGCCGAGCAACCUAGCAGAGCACUUCCAAUUUGCAUUGUCAUUUGUGAAAGGCUGGUCAUAUGGUGGCAGUAACGGACUCAAAACGGUGAUCGAAAAUUCCGCCAAAAGUGUGUCCAUUAACCUGUAUGACCAACCGACGAAACUAACAGCUGCACUUACUAAUGCGUACCGUAAUACGCAUAGCAAAAAUGGAGGUAAGGAUCAUCUUACUGCGUACGCUGACGUGUCUAGUCUAGCAAUGACACCAGCGUGUGAUGAUCGUGUCGGAAAAGCAUUGUGCGCUCCAUAUGUUGCAUCACUCUGUGGCGACACAUAUGCUUACUUUGCUGAGAAGCAUUGCAACACAUAUUUGUCGUGGGCCAUCUACCUCCCAUGGACGUUCUGGGAUUUACUCAACAAUUUAUAUAAUGCCUUUUGCCAAAUCACUUGUGCAGAUUGGGGAUGCCGUGGAUGUCUCAGAGGAGACAAGUGCAGGAGUGGCAAGCAUGGCGUCGUUGAAGAUGAGAAGAAAGCAGAUGUCACAUGUCAGUGUCUUUCUAUAGUAUCCUGCAGAGGCGUGGCACCGACGCUCUACCAGUACGGAUUCAGCUUCGGCGAGGCGUCGACGUUGAAUGGUGGUAGCACAGCGAAGAAGUGUAAGGAUUUCUGUAGUCAAUUAAGGAAUGUGUUACAAUCACAAUAUUUCAAGGACUUGUUCAAGGAGUGCGACAAUUUCCUGAAAGAAAUCAGAUGGCCAUUUAUGCUAACGUUGUUAGCCCUCUGGUCGCUGUCGCUCCUGUACCUGCUGCACAUCGCCGUCGUCCGCCUCGACGUCCUGAGGAUACGCUCCCACCUGAGAUCACCCGCAAGCCACCGCAUCGCCGCCCAGUCCCUCCUCGCCGCCGCACGCGUCAAGGCACUCGCCAACGUCAAGUACUUCUCACCAUAA
Messenger RNA from Babesia ovata, 11616 nucleotides. RefSeq lists its product as uncharacterized. The record is from RefSeq and is a predicted model, not a curated record. The transcript is spliced from 2 exons. NCBI's taxonomy places the organism in Eukaryota, Apicomplexa, Aconoidasida, Piroplasmida, Babesiidae. Gene Ontology annotation, molecular function: plus-end-directed microtubule motor activity. Bases 1 to 11616 code for a protein of 3871 amino acids.